This is a messenger RNA of Macrosteles quadrilineatus (aster leafhopper), 1039 nucleotides long. RefSeq lists its product as uncharacterized. The record is from RefSeq and is a predicted model, not a curated record. Lineage: Eukaryota; Metazoa; Arthropoda; Insecta; Hemiptera; Cicadellidae. The transcript has 4 exons. The coding region runs from base 350 to 910 and encodes 186 amino acids.
CAACACACAGUCUUAACUUGUGCUUGCUUGCUUUUGCGCUGUGCAGAUUACUAUUACUCAAACUCAAGUAAUAAGUUAAAUCAUAAAGGAAUCUAGGCCUAGUAUUAUGCACUGCAGAUCUCAUUUCAAAUAGCCUAGGCCAAGGCCAAGUUUAAGUUAUUUUGGCAGAAAUAUAAGAAGUGAUGUAAACUAUAAGUUAACUUAUAACAGAGGCUGUCUAGUGUCUUGUGUUGAUCGGUUUGAUCUAUGUAGGCUAGCCUAAAAUUAUUGUAGGAGCAAUUCACAGUGAUACUCAUUAAUAUUUUAUCUAAUAAUUUAUUUUGUAUAGGCCAAGCCUAAUUAUUUUAUCAUGUCAUUGGAGAGGGUCUUGAGUUUUGCUAAGUUUGGACCUAACUCGAAUAUAGUGAAUGCAAGACCAACUGUUCUUGUCGUAUCAUCUGCUGGUUACAUCGAAAAUUUGAAAGAUGCAUUGUUACUAGAAAACAAACAACAGUGCUCUAACGCUAUUCAGUUCAUAUUUUGUGAACAUGUAGAAGAUGUUAUGGAAUGGACUUCACACAACCAACUGUCUCGUGUGGAUUACAUUGUUAUUGUGUUGGAUCCAAGAGAAAGCACUUGUAUAACUACGGCUGAAGAUAACAUCAGCAAGAUUGAUUCUACAUAUAUUGAAGCAGGACGGCUUUGCUUUGUCAAUGGAGCUUGUGGUAUGCGACCAGCUGAUAUGGGCAUUUCUCUAGGACACAUUAAUGUUAUGAGCCAAAAGUAUUCAGUGAUGCUUAUAAAUGGUGAUGUUUUGAAUGCAGAGAAGUGCCUUCAUCUUUCCUCAAGUAUUGUUCGACUGGUUUCAAUUGUGAUUGGUGUCCAGACUGGUGUGCCAAUGAGUGUAGACAUUCCUGGCUACUUCUCCUAGUGAAUGACACUUUAUUGGCUGGCUCAUUUACAAUGGAUAUUGCUGUAAACUGAGUAAAAAUAUUGAACAUUUUUAUUUGACUGCAAAUGUUGUUAUUUAAUGAUUUCAGAUUACAGAUUUAACAGAGAA